Messenger RNA from Felis catus (domestic cat), 3292 nucleotides. It is a transcript of the gene ZNF175, whose product is annotated as zinc finger protein 175. The record is from RefSeq and is a predicted model, not a curated record. Gene Ontology annotation, molecular function: DNA-binding transcription factor activity; RNA polymerase II cis-regulatory region sequence-specific DNA binding. Lineage: Eukaryota; Metazoa; Chordata; Mammalia; Carnivora; Felidae. The coding region runs from base 274 to 2496 and encodes 740 amino acids. Gene Ontology annotation, biological process: regulation of transcription by RNA polymerase II. The transcript is spliced from 5 exons.
CGCCCACGGGAAUCGAACCCAGGCCGGAAGUGGCCCGGCGCGGCCAUUUCGCUUAGGUUGUUAACUGGUUCUAACCUGUCCGUCGCCUGCGUGGGACGCUGCGGUGAUUUAGGAUGUCAGCAGCCGACGUCCUGUGGGGCCAAUGAGGGGAACUCGGCUUGCGGACUUCCCGGUGGCUCUGCAGAGCCCCGGAUCAGACCACACCAAUGACGCUGCUGGUCUCCUUAGAAGCCCAGCCAGACUCUCCCCCGCAGCUCUGACUGAAGCCUCCAGAUGCCCACCCAGCUUUGGGCUCCCGGGAAGAAAGGACUUGCCCACAAGAGAGACCGAGAAGUGACGCCCAGAGGAGACAUGACUGCUGGCGAGAAUUUGCCCCAGAGGUCCCAGGCCCUGGGUUCAGAGGAGCAGGAUGGACCAUGCGAGGUAUCAGUGUCGUUUGAGGAUGUGACCAUGGACUUCAGCAGGGAGGAGUGGGAGCAGCUGGGCCCCACCCAGAGAUGCCUGUACUGGGACGUGAUGCUGGAGAUCUGCAGCCACCUCCUCUCCCUGGGGUACCCCAUUCCCAGGCCAGAGAUGAUUUUCAGGAUGGAAAAGGAAGAGGAGCCAUGGAUAAGGGAGGCUCAGCUCCCACAUCAGUGGCAUCCAGAAGGGGAGUUUGGACUCAAAACCUCACGACAGAAAAUUUUUGAAAAAGCUUCGUUUCGCGACGGUAAGGAACUUGCGGCCCCGGGAGGCGGGUCACGGUGCUCCGUCUUGGGAGAUGUGAACCCCACAACGAGGGGUCUGCAGAAGCAAGGGGAACCUUCGCGGCACGGGGCUCUCCUCAGUAGGGAAACACCGGAUACAGAGAGAGACAGCGGGUGUAAAGACCCGGGAAAAAUCACUCCUGUGAGGCCCCAUCUUGUUUCUCCACAAAAAAGACCUCCUAAACGUGGCUCAUUUGCGAAAAGUUUGAAGCCCAACCUAGAAGGAAGUCCUCAAAAGCAAAUUGACGGCACAGAACACCUCGAUGGGACUGUCGGCUCUGGCCGGCUACUCCCCCAUAGCCCUUCCGGUCCUGGCUACAAGAACGUUCGUCCAGGAGAGAACCUGUGUGAAGGGAAUCCACAUACGAAAGUCGGCAGCCGUAAACCGCCACACGCACAACAUCGAGUUCAUACCUGGGAGAAACCCGAUAAAUGUGCCGAAUGUGGCAGGGGCUUCGGCCAGAAGCCACCCCUCGAGCAGCAGAGAUUCCACGGCGUGGAAAACCUCCAGGAGAGCGGGAAAUGCACGACGAGCCUUGCCCCGCGGCCAGACCUCGGCGCGUAUCUGCCCGCUCACGCAGGACACGUUCCGUACAUAUGUAAGGAGUGUGGGAAAGUCUUCGCUCAGAGGUCGGAACUGACGACACACCAGAAAAGCCACGCUAGACAGAAGCCCCACAAAUGCCAGGAAUGCGGAAAAGCCUUUUUCCAGGCGUUAUCUCUCUUCAGACACCAGAGAACCCACACUCGAGGGAAGCUGUACGAGUGCGGCGAGUGUGGGAAAGGCUUCUCCCAGAAGUCCACCCUCGCCAUCCAUCAGAAAAUCCACGCCGGCGAGCGGCAGUAUGUGUGCGGCGAGUGUGGGAAGGCCUUCACCCAGAAGUCCGCGCUCAGCCUGCACCGGAGGAUCCACUCGGGGGAGAAGGCCUACGUGUGCCUCGCGUGCGGCCAGGCCUUCGUGCAGAAGGCCCACCUGACCGUGCAUCAGAGAAGCCACACCGGAGAGAAGCCCUACAAGUGCAGCGACUGCGGGAGAGCCUUCAUUUGCAAGUCGCAGCUCGACAUCCAUCGCCGCAUCCACACCGGGGAGAAGCCGUACGAGUGCCGUGACUGUGCAAAAGCCUUCACGCAGAAGUCACACCUCAACAUGCACCGGAAGAUCCACACGGGAGAGAGACAGCACGUGUGCCGUGACUGCGGCAAGGCCUUCACCCAGAAGUCCAUCCUCAACAUGCACCAGCGCACCCACACCGGAGAGAAGCCCUACAAGUGCCGCGACUGCGGCAGAGCCUUCACCGCCAAGUCACAGUUCAGAGAGCACCAGCGGGUCCACACGGGCGAGAAGCCCUACGUGUGCGCCGAGUGUGGGAAGGCUUUCAACGGCAGGUCCAAUUUCCACAAACAUCAGAUGACUCACACGAGAGGGAAGACCUUUGCCUGCCACACGUGCGGGACUGCCUUUGGCCAGAAAUCAGAGCUGAUGGCACAUCGGAGAACUCACGUCGGACAGAGGCCUCACGAAUGCGGGGACUGCGGGAAAUCCUUCAGUAAGAAACCACAGCUCCAAGUGCACCGGCGAAUUCACACGGGAGAGACGCCCUAUGCAUGUCCUCAGUGUGGGAAGGCCUUCAACAACAGAUCCAAUUUUAAUAAACACCAAACAACUCAUACCAGAGACAGACCUUACGAGAGCACUUCCUGCAUGAAAGGCAUUACCCAGACCUCCGUUCCCAGUAUGCAUCAGCAAUAACAUAAAGUGAAACAAAGUCUAAACUUCUCGAAGGAAAAAAAAAUCUCCGUAGAGUCUGAUUCAAUUGUAUGUUACAGAAUCCACGAUUCAGAAGGACCCCCCCGGAAUGCGCUGCAUUGUUGCAAAGGUACACCUUGUUUUAUAUGAAGGAAGUCACUUAGACGAGAACAUUUAAGAAUGAGGGAAGUGUCCAUAUUCGUACUAACCUCGUCAAGGAUUAUAAAACUCUCUUGGGAAGAAACCCGGACUAACCUUGAGAAAAGUGUCUCUGUAGAAAGUAGUACAAGAGGGGCGCCUGGGUGGCUCAGUUGGUCAAGCAGCCGACUUCGGCUCAGGUCACGAUCUCGCGGUCCGUGAGUUCGAGCCCCACGUCGGGCUCUGGGCUGACAGCUCAGAGCCCGGAGCCUGUUUCAGAAUCUGUGUGUCUCUCUCUCUGCCCCUCCCCCGUUCAUGCUCUGUCUCUGUCUCAAAAAUAAAUAAAUGUUAAAAAGUAGUACAAGAUAAAAUUUUGCCAGAUUUCUUGAUAAAUGCAUAAAUGUGAUUUUGUGAUGUAUACUGGUCUUCACGGGGCACCUCUUCUCUUACACGACUAGCCCAGCUCUCCCCUCCCCACUUCUUUCCACCCCCACCACUUCUGGCGAGCAUCUCCAUAAAUAACCAGCAUCAACCUUUCGGUGUGGACUUUUUCCCAUUUUUAUACAGCCUCCUGGUCAUUUCCCCAGGGUCAGCAAACUGGCCAUCGGCCAAAGCGCGUUGGCCACCCGGGUUUUUUAAAUAAAAAUUGUACUGGAAACGC